AUGCGGCCACACUGCUGGGUGAUGGUAGCGCUGGCGGGGACCAUGUCGUACCUGAGCCCGGAGAGAGCGCUCGGAGCCCCGCAGAGGGAAGUCUCUCAGACCAGAGCUGCGUCCCUCUCUCCACCACCUUACGUUGUCAUCCUCAUCUCUUGCUCGGGGCUCGUCUCUUUUGUUCUGCUGCUCCUGACCUGCCUGUGCUGUAAGAGAGGAGGAGUGGGGUUCAAUGAGUUUGACAAUGCAGACGGGGAGGAGUGCUCUGGAGGCUCCAGUCCCAUCCAGGAGGACAGCCUGUCAUCAUGUCCCUCCCUCCCUGAGGUCUACACCCUGCCAGUCAGGGACAGGUCCAACUGCCCCGCCCUGCAGGACGGAGCAGACUCCAAGUCUCAGUGCUUCAAAAGACACACUCUAAACUAUCUGCAGGAGAUAGGAAAUGGCUGGUUUGGAAAGGUGAUCCUGGCUGAAGUGCUGUGUGACUGCAGCUCCUCUCAGGCCGUGGUGAAGGAGCUGCGUGUCAGUGCCAGCCCCCUAGAGCAGAGGAAGUUUUUGGCUGAGUCUGAGCCCUACAGAAGUCUUAAACAUCCAAACAUCCUGCAGUGUUUGGGGCAGUGCAGUGAGAGCAUCCCUUUCCUCCUGGUUAUGGAGUUCUGUCAGCUGGGUGACCUGAAGAGAUAUCUGAGAGCCCAGCGCAAGUCAGAUGGGAUGACCCCUGACCUGCCAACCCGAGAUCUCCUGACUCUGCAGAGAAUGGCUUUUGAGAUCACAUCCGGUCUGCUCCAUCUUCAUGAGAACAACUACAUCCACAGUGAUCUUGCUUUAAGAAACUGCCUGCUGACCUCAGACCUCACUGUAAGGAUAGGUGACUACGGCCUCUCACACAACCAUUAUAAGGAGGACUAUUACCUUACUCCAGACAAGCUAUGGAUUCCACUCCGCUGGAUUGCUCCGGAGCUGCUGGAGGAGUACAGAGGAUCUCUUAUCGUUACAGACCAAACAAAGACCAGCAAUGUGUGGUCCUUGGGGGUGGUUAUAUGGGAGCUGUUUGAGUUUGGGUCUCAGCCUCACAGACACCUGAGUGAUGAGGAAGUGCUGACCUUCGUCAUUAGGGAGAGGCAGAUCACUCUCGCCCAGCCCAGACUUAAACUCUCUCAUGCUGACUACUGGUAUGAGAUCAUGCAGUCCUGCUGGUUACCUCCAUCUCAACGCCCCUCUGUAGCAGAAGUAUUCCUCCUCCUCUCCUCACUCUUGGCUGCUGAGCGAGGAAUGGUAAGGGGGAGUGUCGGGGAAGAAGAUGAAGAGGAUGAGGAGUAUACGGACGGCAGAGGAAGGAGAGGGGAGAGUGAGGAGUCAUUUGAAAGACGCUGGGACUUACUUCGUCCACCUGCAUUCCAGACUGCAGCAAACGAGCGACACAGGGAGAGAGACUAUUGCAGGGAGGACAGAGACAACUCCUACCCCCUUCUGGACCCUGUGGGUAACUGUAUCACCCCUUCCUCAUCUGAACUGGAUGACAUCCUAACAGUCACUGAAACCAGCAAAGGCUUGAACUUUGAGUAUUUUUGGGAGAAGGCUCAUGCCAGACGAGGCUACAAACCUCUUCCUCCCCCUCAGCCGAUCCCUACUGUGAACAAUAACCACAGACAGUCUUUGGACACUCCCACUGUGGUCCCAGUGAUAAGCGCUCGCAGCCCGUCCCUCGCUAGUGAGUACUACAUCAGACUAGAGGAGCACACUCCCCAGGACAAGUCGCCGACUCUUAAAGGAAAGUCGUCUUACCGCUCUGACUCAAUGUGCCAUGGAGACGUGGAGUUGGUGGAGAUUCGCAGUGGAUUGCUUGGAAAAGAGCGAGUCCCUUAUUGUUCCUCUGAGAAAUGUGGAAAGGGCCUUCAGACCAUCAGAUCUAGCGAGGUUCAACUCCAGGUGCCAAACACAGCCUCGCUCAAUGUCGAUGUCAUCAGCCAACCACCUUCAUUCACGCCCCCUGCCUGCCCCUCCACUGGGAUACAGAGGACUGCCACACUACACUAUUGGUGGAAAAAUUGA
This is a messenger RNA of Notolabrus celidotus (New Zealand spotty), 2040 nucleotides long. Its product is annotated as serine/threonine-protein kinase LMTK3-like. The record is from RefSeq and is a predicted model, not a curated record. The coding region runs from base 1 to 2040 and encodes 679 amino acids. The transcript is spliced from 12 exons. Gene Ontology annotation, biological process: protein phosphorylation. Gene Ontology annotation, molecular function: protein kinase activity; ATP binding. NCBI's taxonomy places the organism in Eukaryota, Metazoa, Chordata, Actinopteri, Labriformes, Labridae.